Molecule: messenger RNA, 3224 nt
Organism: Epinephelus fuscoguttatus (brown-marbled grouper)
Lineage: Eukaryota; Metazoa; Chordata; Actinopteri; Perciformes; Serranidae
Gene: mal2
Product: mal, T cell differentiation protein 2
Exons: 4
Coding region: 18-578 (186 amino acids)
Biological process (GO): myelination
Cellular component (GO): membrane
Molecular function (GO): structural constituent of myelin sheath
Source: RefSeq, a predicted model, not a curated record
CAGAGGGAGAUAUAGAGAUGUCGGAACCAGCCACUAACCCCGCUGCCACCUCGUUCCCUGCGCCAACUAUUUCUCUACCUUUGGGACUGGAAGUACUGAGAACUUACUCUGGAGCUCUUGUCUGUGUAGAAAUAUUAUUUGGUGGUCUAGUAUGGAUCCUGGUGGCUUCCUCCAAUGUGCCCGUGCCUCUGCUGCAGGGCUGGGUGAUGUUUGUCUCCCUCACCACCUUCUGUCUCUCCACCGCCUACCUCACACUCCUCCUCACUGGCCUGGCUGACCGCAUCAACACUGACUGGAAUUCCUUGGAUGUGAUUUACCAUUUUGUCGCUGUGCUUUUCUACUUUGCUGCCUUUGUUUUGGAGGCAGCAACAACAGCAGCAAACGGAGGAGCUCAUGUCAAGCCCCUGCCUAACAGCACUGACACUGUCAUGUGUAUAACCUACCCUCGGGGCAAUAUAUUCACAGUCCUGAGUGACAGGCAAUACAGUAUUAAUGUGGCAGCCACGAUAUUUGCAUUUGUGGUGACACUAUGCUAUGGCUGCAGUCUGGUGAUGGGCUUCAAGAGGUGGAGGAUGUAACCUUGAAAACCAGCGUAAACUAGUUUUGUAACUGCUUCAUAACUUCAGCACGUAUUUAAACAUCAGCCACACUAUCCAGAGCUCGAGAGAGAGCACGGCUAUUGAGUUCAGUCCAGUACAAACUUUGUUAUUUCCUGUUGGGAAACAGCAAAGCUUUAGAUGAUAAAAUUUCUGCCUUAGUCAACACAUUUGUUAAGAUUUCUGGACAAUAUUAUUCCUACAGGUUUCAAACAGGUUCAGUCUGGGCUGUUUAAGUCAUUUUAAAUAAUAGCAGUCUACAUUGUUCACAUAACUUUAUAUAUGAACACUCUGAGGCAACACAGAGUGAUUUUGCAAGAUGCAAUUAAUGCUUGUGACAGUUAUGGUUUUGUUUUGCCACCCACUUUGUUAAUCAUACAAAUAUUUCCCCAUACUCUGUGUAACAUCCUCAUUGGAGGGAAUAUUUCCCAUUUCCAAUACCAAGAAAUAUGCCAAUGUAUGCUGCUAUAGGUUAGUAUGCACAGCUAAACAUUAAUGUGAUGCAAUUUCAUCGAAAGACCUUAAUAUUGCCCCAUUUCCUGAGUCACAUCCUCAUUGGAGGGAAUAUUUCCCAUUUUUAAUACCACAAAAAAUGCUUAUGCAUGCUGCUAAUCGGUUAUACACUACAGAACAGUAAUGUGAUAGUGCAGUUUGUUUGAAAGAGCCUUUAAGGCAACGUGAUGUUUUCACUGUCCUCCAGUAACCUUGGUGCUAAGAAGCUGUAAAAUCACUCUAUGUUGAAAGCUGGCGUGCUGAACUUUGUCUCCCCCCUCUGGCAGUGAGAGUAAUUACACAAACACUGUUGAAGUGUGCUUAUGAUGAAUGCCUGCAGGUGAACUUGAGCUUUUGUUUUUUACUUCAAAGGUUUUAUAAUUAACAGUUUUAUGUAGAUGAAGAGCUUUUGGAAAGGUGCAAAAUGAAAGUAUUGUUUUUCCUAAAAAAUAUAUUGUGAAUUAAUCAUUUUUUAAUUUUUGUGGGGCAAAUGGUCAGCUCAAUGUCUGCCCGGUUGCCAUGAGCUAACACUUACACCAAAAUUGCCCAUCUUUGUUGCUAAAUCUGUUAAUAACUCUUAGGUAAUGUUAGCUGUAGGACGCUAACAGUUUGCCCUGUAAAUCUGUGUGUGCAACAGACUCUGUCCCCGGUGUGGAGCUCACACUCCUGCAGCAGCAGUCUCCUAGCGGAUGUAGACACAGGGGGACCACAGAUGUUUCACAAUAAACAGAGCAAGAGCAGGACAGAUCAUAGAAUAAAGGUACUAUAUGCCAGCACAGAGUCACUCUCCACUCAACCAUGACACGUGCAGGCUGUGCAAUAAACAGGCAACUACUUAUGCUUCGAGCAACAGCACUGUGGUGAUAUUAAUGCAACAAAAGGGGGAAAGGGGAGUGUGACAUCUUGUAGCUAUUAGCUUCUUUAAUCCUUCCUCUGAAUGCCAAGCUACCUUUCUAGCUGGAGCAUCUACACGAGAAACUUCUCUCAAACGCUUCCUAUUUUCCUCCACGGUCCUAGCUAAUCUUUGAUCGCAAUAGUCUCUCCCCCCUUCCUGCCUAUUUAGCUCUGGCUGGUUGACGUAAAACGCAUCACUUGUGUGCUAGCACAAUAAAUUUGCCGCAGACAUUACAGACAAGGGCGGCAUGGUGGUUCGGUGGUUAGCACUGUCACCUCACUGUCACUUCACCGGGUACUCCGGCUUCCUUCCUUCCUUCCUUCCACAGUCCAAAGAAUGGCAUGAAUGGUUGUCUGUCUCUAUGUGUCAGCCGUGCAAUAGUCUGGCGACCUGUCCAGGGUGUACCCUGCUUGUCGCCCACUGAUAGCUGGGAUAGGCUCCAGCCUCCUCCCUCCAGCCCCGCGACCCUCAAGAGGAUAAGCGGCUACAAAAAUGGAUGGAUGGACAUUACAGACACCAGGUUUUCCCCGGUGGUGAUAGACUUAAUCAGCAAUGUGUGAACUCAUUUUUCAAAGGCUUGAAUGUAAGACAAGUUCUGCACUCCAGCUUCAACACAAAUGUUAUUACAUUUUAUAUGGCCACUAUUUAAAAUGUGAGUUAAUCUAAUAUUUGAAUUUCAAAGUUGUAAUCUUUUAUUGUGAGCAAUUUUUGUCAAAAUUUUAAAUAACUAUUUUUCACAAUAUUGUUGACUAAUGUUUCUCAGUGCUGUCCUAUGUGUCUGACUCCACUGACUUACUAAUAAAUAUCAUUUGACCAUUUAUUUGGUUAAAUAGAUUUGUCAUUUUAGUGACUUUUACUGCAAACUGAUCAUUUAAUCUGACCAUCAAUUUAAAAAAAAAUGCUUUUGUCAGCAACUACAUUUCAAACAGUGAUCUUUGUGUACUAAUGGAUCAUGUAUAGUACAGUAUGUUUGUAGUGUUUGACCCAUAUUGUAACUGUGAUAAUGAAUCAUAAAAUUACCCAAAUCAUUAACUAUCUUGCUACAUGAUUUAUUAGUUGUAUUUAAUAUAUACUCCUGUUUGCAUUAGGCUGUUAACUUUUAUUAAUUUAAAAAUUGUUUAAAUGAAGAAUUUUUGUUUUUUGGCACCUGCUGUUUUGUUCGUUUGUUUUUGUUGUUUUUUGUUUGUUUUUUGACAUUUAAAUGCAUUUUAGAACAACAGAAAUAAAGGUUUUGAAGAAAA